Messenger RNA from Propithecus coquereli (Coquerel's sifaka), 1604 nucleotides. Its product is annotated as histone H2AX. The record is from RefSeq and is a predicted model, not a curated record. Gene Ontology annotation, molecular function: structural constituent of chromatin; protein heterodimerization activity; DNA binding. The coding region runs from base 68 to 499 and encodes 143 amino acids. Gene Ontology annotation, cellular component: nucleosome. The transcript has a single exon. Gene Ontology annotation, biological process: DNA damage response. Lineage: Eukaryota; Metazoa; Chordata; Mammalia; Primates; Indriidae.
ACUGUGGCGUGUGUGUGUUCGUGUGUCUCUCUGAGGCGUUUCUUUUCACAGAUCUACCUCGCGCAACAUGUCGGGCCGCGGCAAGACCGGCGGCAAGGCCCGCGCUAAGGCCAAGUCGCGCUCGUCGCGCGCGGGUCUCCAGUUCCCCGUGGGACGCGUGCACCGGCUGCUGCGGAAGGGCCACUACGCCGAGCGGGUCGGCGCCGGCGCACCUGUGUACUUGGCGGCGGUGCUCGAGUACCUCACCGCCGAGAUCCUCGAGCUGGCGGGCAACGCGGCCCGCGACAACAAGAAGACGCGGAUUAUUCCCCGCCACCUCCAGCUGGCCAUCCGCAACGACGAGGAGCUCAACAAGCUGCUGGGCGGCGUGACGAUCGCCCAGGGAGGCGUCCUGCCCAACAUCCAGGCCGUGCUGCUGCCCAAGAAGACCAGCGCCACCGUGGGGCCGAAGGCGCCCGCGGGCGGCAAGAAGGCCACCCAGGCCUCUCAGGAGUAUUGAGGGGUGUCCGCGCCGCUGCCGGCUGCUCCCGGCCGCCCAGCCCUCCCCAUGCCACCACAAAGGCCCUUUUAAGGGCCACCACCGCCCUCACGGAAAGAGCUGAGCCACGUCGGGCUGCUGGACGGGCGGGCCGCGGCGCCCGGCUCCCCUCCCCUCGCGCGCUGCUGCCGCCGCCCGGCCUCCCGGCCUCCCGCCCCCGCGCCUCCCCUUCCCCCGCACGGCUUGUCGCGUCGGCCUCCCGCCCGGGCCGCGGCACUCGGGCCUCGGGCCCUGUCCUGUCUGCCCGGAAGGGCGCGGGCCGGCCGCCCUCGGAGGGAGGGCUCGGGAGCUCUCCCGGGGGCCGCGAGGCGGCUGGGGUGCAGCAUCUGCGCGCCUUGGCUCGUGACUCCGCCGCCCCAUCCUCAGAAUUGCUGAGGGGCUGCGGGGAGGCAGCCGCACCUUCUGGAAGACACGGCGUUCCGCUCCGAGGUAACGCGGAGGGGGCAGCCGAGGCCGAGAAGGCCGGCGACCCUGAAGGUGAGUGAUCCCCUCGGCAGCUGCAGCCUGGUCGUCUGCUACUUCUCCGGCUUGGUGCUUAGUCCGGGACUUCUCAGACGUGACUGUUGAUUUCCAGGCCUUGGUGGGAGAGAAAUGGAUCGCUUAUUUUGGUUUGCUGCCCCCUUUGCUGCCAAGUCCCAGGCCUUUCACAUCAGAUCUCCCUCCAUCUUCAUUCAUAGGCCUGUGCGGUGUGGCCAAGACCAGACGCUUGGUAAUAUGAACACCUUUCCUCCAGAGAGGACUGCCUCCUGGGAAGACGUUUGGGGGAGGGCAAAGGCCUGCAAGUCGGCUUCACAGCUGGCUGUGUGGACAGCAGUUGUUUUCGCUGAAACACUGGCAGCCAGGCCUAUGGGGCCUACCUACUCUGCCCCAUUGCCCUUCCAGCAACUCAACUCAGCAAAUCCAAGCACCUAGAUACCAGCACAAGUCGGUUAAUCCCUGUCUGGACUGAGCCUCUGUUGACUUCUGAACUGGAAUUUUGCAGCUAACCCAUCCAAGACUAGAACCUUAGGUAUUGAGGAGUUUUAGAUGGACUAAUUUUAUUAAAGGAUUGUUUUUUUUUUUAAAA